Messenger RNA from Eupeodes corollae, 561 nucleotides. RefSeq names its product myb-like protein X. The record is from RefSeq and is a predicted model, not a curated record. The coding region runs from base 1 to 561 and encodes 186 amino acids. Lineage: Eukaryota; Metazoa; Arthropoda; Insecta; Diptera; Syrphidae. The transcript has 2 exons.
AUGAACAAAAAUCCCUUCAAUAAUCCCUUCCGACAAGGAAAUGGGAAUCAACAAGACAAAUCUAAAAAAGAAUCCGAAUGGGGCAAAGUUAAAUUCAAUCCAAUUUCUCGAGCUGCUGCAACAGAACGAGCAACACCUUGGGCACAUUUCAAAAACGACCUCAUCAACCAGCAGAGUAAAGGAACAUCAUUGGAAAACGAUGCCAAUGCUAAAGAAAUCUUGAAGAAACGUGAAGAAAAUUAUAGAAAGAAUCUGAUUUUAAGCAAAAGAAAAGAACCAACACAAUGGGAAGACUUUUCCAAUGAAACUCAACCAGAGUCUUCAUCGUCGUUGUCGAAGCAGAAAAUAGAAAAUAAGAAGACCAAUAACAACAACAACAAUGACAAAAACGGCCAGAAAAAGAAGAAUUUUCAACAAAUUUCAAGUAGUAUAAAUAAUGUUGCAUAUAGGACAGAUUUUGAUUCAAAGUGCACUCUAACCCUGAAUUUGUGCCUCAAGGGUUUAGGCUACCCUAGAGGCCGACAUAUUGAUUUCUGGCCAAAUAGCGCACUUCCAAAGUAG